Molecule: messenger RNA, 237 nt
Organism: Staurois parvus
Lineage: Eukaryota; Metazoa; Chordata; Amphibia; Anura; Ranidae
Source: the annotation of a GenBank genome assembly
AAAAAUUCCAAUAAGUGUAUAUUGAUUGCUUUGUGUGAAAGUUAUAGCGUCUACAAACUAUGGUAUAAAUACUGCAAUUUACGCCAUUUUUCUGCUAUACAGCGCUGUGCUAGUUUAACGGACAAUUGCGCGCGGUCAUGCAAUACGUUUGGGUACAGUGUUGUAUGACCGCGCAAUUGUCAUUCAAACUGUGAGAGCGCUGAAACCUGAAAAAUGGCCUGGGCAGGAAGGUGUAAA